AAAGAGAAUAUAAAUAUUAGCUCAACAAAAGUUUCUCCUCAAGACAAUGAUUGCAUAACAAAUAUGCUGGUCCCAUGGGAUUCUAUCAUAUGAAUGCUAUAUUUUGUCUUCCAUAUCCAUGCCAGACCUUUUUAAAAGCCGACUUCCCUGCUGCAAUAUUCUUCAUAUUUCCAUCCCGAUCAAAUAAUAUUUUUCGAUCACCUUAUAAAUAUAUAUUUGAUAUAUAUAUAUAUAUAUAUAUAGAUGAUCAUGCAGCUUUCACUGCUGACAUGGCGGCGUCUGGUGCUGGUGCUUCUACUAUGUAAUUGGUGUCCUCUAUACUUAUGCAAAGCCCACCAAAUCAACAAUCUGAACCAGCUGAUCAACUCCAGAAAAUCAAAAAACCCUCCCGAUGCUCAACCUUGGGUUGGUUUGGAGGAGAAUAUUAUGAGUUAUUCUCCAGUCUACGUUGGAAACCAGGAGGGAUUGAAGGAGUCUGAUAAGAUCGAUGCUUUGCCGGGACAGCCUCAGGGUGUGGAUUUUGAUCGGUAUGCUGGAUAUGUCACGGUGGAUCCAAAAGCUGGAAGAGCAUUGUUCUAUUAUUUCGUGGAGUCGCCCCAGAAUUCUUCUGCCAAACCUUUGGUGUUGUGGUUAAAUGGAGGACCGGGAUGCUCAUCGCUAGGGUAUGGAGCCAUGGAAGAACUAGGACCCUUCAGAGUGAACAGGGACGGGAAGACACUAAUCCGAAAUGAAUAUUCAUGGAACAAUGAGGCAAAUUUUAUUUUCUUGGAGUCCCCAGCAGGAGUGGGGUUUUCUUACUCAAACACAUCAUCAGACUACAAGAAUGUUGGUGACAAAAGAACAGCAGAGGACUCCUACACUUUCCUUGUAAACUGGCUGGAGAGAUUUCCUCAAUAUAAAACCCGCGAUCUGUUUCUAACCGGAGAAAGCUAUGCCGGACAUUACGUCCCUCAGCUUGCUUACACCAUCCUCUCCAAGAAUCAAAACAAAAAUCAAACCAAAAUCAACCUCAAAGGCAUUGCUAUUGGAAAUGCGUGGGUGGAUGAAAACACUGGCGUACAGGGAAUGUAUGACUAUUUUUGGGCACAUGGCUUGAACUCCGACGAAACCUAUGCAGGAAUUCACAAGUAUUGCGACUUUGCCUCGGGUAAUAGUUCCAUCGAGUGUGACCAAUAUCAAAAUCAAGGGUCCAACGAGUUGGGAAAUAUUGACAUUUACAACAUUUAUGCUCCAGUUUGCAAUGAAUCAGAAUCCGAGUCCGCCUCAACUGCUUCCGUCACAGAAUUUGAUCCCUGCUCCAGCAUCUAUGUCAAUGCCUAUCUAAAUCUUGGGGAGGUGCAAAAAGCUCUUCAUGCCAAAGCAACCACUUGGUCAGCUUGCAGUGGUGUUGGAUGGACGGACAGCCCAACCACGAUUCUACCCACAAUAAAGCAGCUCAUAGACAGAGGGAUUAGUGUUUGGAUGUACAGUGGAGACACUGAUGGAAGAGUACCGGUAACGUCCACAAGGUACUCCAUAAACACCUUCAAGCUACCGGUUGAGACUGCUUGGCGCCCAUGGUAUUCUAGCAGUGAGGUUGGAGGAUACGUAGUUGGGUACAAAGGAUUAACAUUUAUCACAGUUAGGGGAGCUGGGCAUAUGGUUCCUAGCUACCAACCAAAACGAUCACUGAACUUGAUCUCAUCUUUCCUUCAGGGGAAAAUUCCUCCAUCGUCCUGAGAAAAUUUCUUCUCCGAACCCAAAAAUGCAGUUUCUAUCUUGGUUGCAUUGAUAUGGGAUUCUACCCUAUUUUAGUUUUUCAAAUGUAUUUUUAAUUUCAAAAAGUGCACAAUGAUGCACGUGAAGGGUAAGUUUUCCUUCUCAUGUUAUUACAGAAAUGAUAGCUAACAAGUUUUUUCUCAGGGAAAA
Messenger RNA from Ziziphus jujuba (common jujube), 1908 nucleotides. Its product is annotated as serine carboxypeptidase 1. The transcript has 8 exons. Lineage: Eukaryota; Viridiplantae; Streptophyta; Magnoliopsida; Rosales; Rhamnaceae. The record is from RefSeq and is a predicted model, not a curated record. Gene Ontology annotation, biological process: proteolysis. Bases 244 to 1719 code for a protein of 491 amino acids. Gene Ontology annotation, molecular function: serine-type carboxypeptidase activity. Gene Ontology annotation, cellular component: vacuole.